CGACUGGUUAAGCGGGUUAACGAGGAAAAUAAAAACACAAACACGUGAAACUUCUAAUACAUUCUCUUAAGCAGGACACAAUUCUAUAUUGUAAUUAUCAAGUUUGAAAUGGAACUUAAAUCAAAUAGAGAAGCUUUAUAUUCUGGUUUACCUUCAUCAUUACAAUCUGCUAGUAAUAAAUUAGGAAUAAAGAAAGUCAGAGAUGGAUUUUUGAAAACAUUUCUACAAAAGACUGUUUAUACAGAUAAGAAGAAGCAACGAAAUGUACCAUUAGAACAUCUCUCAGUUGUAUCAGAAGUACUGGAAUGCCAGCCUAAAAAAGCAAAACCUGAUUUAGGUCCACGAAAGAAAAGGAAAACUUUAACAAACAUGGAACGAAAAAAACUUAAAAUAUUUGAUAUUAAGAAAGAAGAUCAAAAGUAUGAGAAGUAUUUACCAUUACACAAUCUAUGGAAAGAUUAUAUUAAAGAUCUUUUAUGUGGACCAAAAGAUAAGUCAGAUGGCUGUUUAAAUAAUGAUGCACAAAAAUUACUGAAAGCUGAUGUGCAUGGUGCCAUAUUAACAGUCAAAAAGUCUAAAUGUCCAUCAUAUAUACAUACUACUGGUAUUGUUCUACAAGAAACCAGAAAUACAUUUAAACUCAUCACCAAGGAAAAUAAACUCAAAUGCAUACCAAAACUUAAUAGUAUUUUUACUUUAGAAGACAGUGGUAUUAUAUAUACUAUAUAUGGUAAUCAUUUCCGAGUGAAAGCUAGUGAAAGAGCAAUUAGAAAGUUUAAAAGUAAAGCAACUGUGGAUCUUUAAUCUGUAUGAAGUUCAAUUAAAAUAAUCGAAAUAGUGCACGGUUUAUGGUAUUGCAUUGUUACCCCCAUUAAAUCAAAUUUUAAAUCAAAACAAAAUAAUGAUGCCUUCUGGCUUCUACAGAAAAUGGUCCCCAUUAUAUAGUUAAAAACAAAAUAAUGAUGCCUUCUGGCUUUUACAGAAAAUUGUUCCCAUUAAAUAGUUUUAGAAAUUCAACAUAAUGCCAAGCAAUGAAAAUAGGCUCACCAAAAGCACCUUCCUGUAUAGACAGAGGGGUGAUAACAAUAUACUUAUAUUCAUAUAAGGGGGAUUGGGUGACAGAGUGGUCUGACAUGUUCACUUUAGAUUAUAAGAUCUGUCAUUGAGUCAGUUAGUGUUGAUUCAAUCACAGACUUGUACCUGACAAAGGAGUAGGUACAUCUACCUAACCUUCUAACCUUAAUUUCCCCCCACUGCUAAAAAAAAAGCUAUCAAAUGCUAAUUAUUGAAACAAAGAUCUACCAUGUAUUUGUCCCUAAAUGGCUCAGGUUGUUCUGAGUGGACGUAUAACUCAUUUUCUCUCUUUCUUUAUAUACAUAUAUAUAGUGGGAAUUUCUGUUUUAAGGUUAUAAAUUGUUUUAAACAGAAUUGAUUUAAUAAUUGUUUUAUUAAGAAUUAUUGUAUAUCAUGUGUCCAGACAACAUUCCAUAACAAUUUUUCCAAUAACACAAAGCUUACAAUAAUGGAUGGUGAUUUAAAAUCUACUGUCAUGCAAAGCAUUUCGAAAUGCAUUUCAUUCAACAAUUUUUAUUGAUAGUUUGAAACAUCAGAGUCAAAUGUUUUAAAGUUGUCUCUAUCAGAAUAUACCUUACUAAAAAUUUAGUGAAAAAUUAUUUCGGGUGUGUGGUAGGGGCAUGAUUUGAAAAUUUAUUCCAGUAAAAUUGUGGAAGCAGUUUUCAGUACAAGACAUAUAUACUAAUAUUUGUGACUGUCGUUUGUUUGUCGGUCUGUCUGUUCAGGGUUGGCGGCUACACUAGGGCUGUCCUGAGGCUGAAAAUUGGUGUAUAGGGGUAUCUCGUAACAUAGGACUGGUGGCGAUGGACUACCACCCCCCGGGCGAAUUUAGGCCCCAGGCGAAGCCAGGAAUCCUCCAAGUUAUUUAUAAAAGACACUGGAAAUGAAGAGUUGUCUGAACACUGCAGUAUGGUAUUGAAAGAACAAAUUAUCCCAUUCCAUGUCUUUUUUAUACGCCCACAUUUUCAUGUGGACGUAUUAUGCCGUCGUCCCUGUCCGUCCGUCCACAAUUGUUUGUGGACUCUCUACAGGUCACAAUUCUUAUCCGAUUUCGACGAAACUUGAAAUAUAGGUUUAUCCCCAAAAGAUCUCGGCUGCUUUCGAUAUUGGCAUGUAUCGGAUCGAAACUUCAUCGAUUAUGGCCCCUGUUUGUACGAAAAAUCACGUAUUUAGCUUGUUCCCAAAUAGUGUAAGAAUAUGGUAUAUCAAGGUUGUGGACCCUAUAGGGGUCACAAUUUUUAUCCGAUUUUGUUGAAACUUGAAAUGUAAGUUUAUAACCCAAAGAUCUCGGUUCUUUUCGAUAUUCGUGCAUAUCGGACCGUAACUUCCUGAAUUAUGGCCCCUGAUUGUACGAAAAAUCACGUUUUUAGCUUGUGGACCCUAUAGAAGUCAUAAUUUUUAUCCGAUUUAAAAAAACGUUCUAUUAUAUCACCGUUACACACUAAGGAUGACUGAGUUCGAAUUUCGUGAAAAUCGGCCCAAAAUUGACAGACAAAAUGGCCGCCAUUCGUUCCCAAAUAGCGUAAGAAUAUGGUAUAUCAAGGUUGUGGACCCUAUAGGGGUCACAAUUUUUAUCCGAUUUUGUUGAAACUUGAAAUGUAAGUUUAUAACCCAAAGAUCUCGGUUCCUUUCGAUAUUCGUGCAUAUCGGAUGUAACUUCCUGACUUAUGACCCCUGAUUGUACGAAAAAUCACGUUUUUAGCUUGUGGACCCUAUAGAAGUCAUAAUUUUUUAUCCGAUUUAAAAAAACGUAUUAUUAUAUCACCGUUACACCCUAAGGACGACUGAGUUUGAAUUUCAUGAAAAUCGGCCCUAAAUUGACAGACAAAAUGGCCGCCGUUCAUUCUCAAAUAGCGUAAAAAUAUGGUAUAUCAAGGUUGUGGGCCCUAUAGAGGUCACAAUUUUUAUCCGAUUUUGUUGAAACUUGAAAUAUAAGUUUAUAACCCAAAGAUCUCGGUUCCUUUCAAUAUUUGCCCAUAUCGGACCGUAACUUCCUGAAUUAUGGCCCCUGAUUGUACGAAAAAUCAUGUUUUUAGCUUGUGGACCCAUUAGAGGUCAUAAUUUUUAUCCGAUUUAAAAAACCGUAUUAUUAUAUUACCGUUCCACCCUAAGGACAGUUGAGUUUGAAUUUUGUGAAAAUUGCCCCAAAAUUGACAGACAAAAUGGCCGCCGUUCGUUCUCAAAUAGCGUAAAAAUAUGGUAUAUCAAGGUUGUGGACCCUAUAGAGGUCACAAUUUUUAUCCGAUUUUGUUGAAACUUGAAAUGUAAGUUUAUAACACAAAGAUCUCAGUUCCUUUCGAUAUAUGCGCAUAUCGAAUUGUAAUUUCCUGAAUUAUGGCCCUUGAUUGUAGGAAAAAUCACUUUCUUGUUAGCUUGUUCUCUAUCCAUCUCUCGAAAAUGUUGGCGUAUCCUGCCUGGCAGCCGCUGGUUUUAAAAAAAAUUAAAUUCUUUUCUCAAACAAAUGGGGAAGAAUGUGUAUCAUAGGUGACCAGACACAGAUGCUAGUUAAUAUACCAUUAGCCAACAUUGGAUGAUAAAUACAUUGUUGAAGUAGUUCUCCUCUGUUUAACUUCUAUUGAUUUGUCUGUGGUAAUUCUUUUAUUUAGGGACCUUGUAUUGUUUGUUUCUGUAAACGAUUUCCUUGAGGAAGGAAAUACAUGAGCCAAUAUAUAUUUUUAUUGGAAUAUCUGUCUACAAUAAUAACAGCCUUGUCAUGUUUUUAGCUAUAUUAAAGAAUUUGUUUAAACAUUAUUUAUUGCUGAAUCGCAGUUAUUUUAAUAACUAUUUCAGGUUUAAUAUAUAUGCACCCGUUUUCAAAAAGAUUUUUCAGGACAGAUUUUUACAUUUAAAUGAAAUCGGAAAACUCGAUAUCUAAAUAUUUGUACAAAAAUUAAGUAUGCAAUAAAGUGAUCACAUCACGAAUACUGGAAUCAGAUGGGUGUCCGCAAUAAUUACCUAUACAUAUAAUGUUAUAGUUUUGUACUAUUUGAACAACUGUCUAUUUGCAACUGAAUAAAAGAACAUACAAUU
Messenger RNA from Patella vulgata (common limpet), 4104 nucleotides. Its product is annotated as ribonuclease P protein subunit p29. Gene Ontology annotation, cellular component: ribonuclease MRP complex; ribonuclease P complex. Bases 109 to 804 code for a protein of 231 amino acids. The record is from RefSeq and is a predicted model, not a curated record. Lineage: Eukaryota; Metazoa; Mollusca; Gastropoda; Patellidae. Gene Ontology annotation, biological process: rRNA processing; tRNA 5'-leader removal. Gene Ontology annotation, molecular function: ribonuclease P RNA binding. The transcript has 7 exons.